Molecule: messenger RNA, 645 nt
Organism: Cuscuta europaea
Lineage: Eukaryota; Viridiplantae; Streptophyta; Magnoliopsida; Solanales; Convolvulaceae
Source: the annotation of a GenBank genome assembly
AAAUAAGAAAACAAGAGAAAAUUUAUACCUCAAGAAAACAAAUAAGAAGAAGGUCCGAUUGGGUCAGACGUGAUGGGCAAUUUGAAACUUGCAGACAGUUUGUUGAAAUGCAUUUCUUCAACAGCCAUGCUUCCACAACCUUCGUGGAUUUACAGAGGUUUCGUUUCAUCUACAAGGCCUUCACAAAAAACGAAGGUCGAUAAAGAGACGUGUCAAAGAGUGGUGGAAGCAGCUGGAGCAGUAAAAGAGGGCGCGAAAGAGGUCAAAGGUGUUGUUCAAGAAGUCAAAGAAGCUGUUGCUUCUGGAGCUGGAUCGGCAGUGAAGAGGGUUGCGGAGAAAGCUAUAGAGAAAGCGGUGGAGGGCGAGGAAGAGAAAGGGCCGUGGGAAAAAGUGAAGGCUACCACUAAGGCCAUCAAGAAAGACGUCAUGGGCGACAAAUCCGACUCCAGCUAAAUCAUUCUUAGCUUACCUCUCUGCAUUGGAAAGGAAAAGAUAAAGAAAACAUUCAGAACUGCAAGAGGCUAAGAGUAAAUUUCUGUAAUGGAGGACCAAAUGUUAUUGAUGUCCCGGGAUGAAAUGGCCACUUUUUUCUUCCUUUGGAUGUAUUAUGUAUAAUUGUAGAUAUUAAAAAAGUUCUCCAAGUAU